Messenger RNA from Polychytrium aggregatum, 2597 nucleotides. RefSeq names its product phosphatase 2A regulatory B subunit-domain-containing protein. NCBI's taxonomy places the organism in Eukaryota, Fungi, Chytridiomycota, Chytridiomycetes, Polychytriales. Gene Ontology annotation, biological process: signal transduction. The record is from RefSeq and is a predicted model, not a curated record. The transcript has 13 exons. Gene Ontology annotation, cellular component: protein phosphatase type 2A complex. Bases 238 to 2304 code for a protein of 688 amino acids. Gene Ontology annotation, molecular function: protein phosphatase regulator activity.
AGCUCUCCGGCUCUGCUUCGUGUGCGUUGGCUUGCUCUCUCCAGCAGAUUUCCAAUCCAUCGCCUCUGCCUUUCUGCCUGGCUCUGCCUUCCCUCACACACUGGGCUCGGGCUCGGGGCCGCGGUAUGCCGGACAUUGGCUUGCCCCAUGCACUCACCACGAGCCGUCUGCUGCCUUGUAGGUCAUCAGCAACACCUCGGCUGGGACACUGCUUUCGUCAAUCUUUAACCUUCGGCGAUGAAAGGGCUGAAAAAUCGCGUGCUAUCAUCGAGAAACAAAUCUUCUCCUCCCGAAACAACCAGCCCCGUCGCCUCAAAGACCGCCGGUAUCACAGGCAAAGUUGCUGCUGCACCCCAGGCUUCUCCUUCCAAGGCCGACAGCAAGCCCACCUCUGCUUCCCCUUCGAACCCGUCCACCACGCCCCGAGCAAAGGAUAAUACGACGAUACCCCCCGCCCAAAAGCCGGCUUCAGCUCCAGUCAAAAAGGAAGACUCGAAGAUGGAGCCUCAGCCAGGAUCAAAUAUCUUGAAAGCCAAUGGACCGAAUGCUAUUGGCGCUGGCUCUGCGGCAGGGGGACACAAGGCCAAUCCCAUCGACAGGGAGAUCCCAAAGAGCGGGCCCUUGAACCGGCUGAAGAACGGGCCAAAGGACACCAUUCCCGUUUCGAAGGCCCCUCGGCGCCAGCGGUCAUCGCGCUUCCAUGUUACGGAGCGAGUCGAGCUCGAGAAGCUCAGCAACUUUAAGGACGUCCCUGCUGCGGAGCGAUCGGAGCUAUUCAUCAAGAAGCUGCAGCAGUGUUGUGUCAUUUUCGAUUUCAACGAUGCUCUGUCGGAUCUGAAGGGAAAGGAAAUCAAGCGACAGACACUGACCGAGUUGGUGGACUAUGUCACCAACAACCGCGGCGUUAUCACCGAGCCCAUCUAUCCAGAGGUUAUCAGCAUGUUUUCCUCCAACCUGUUCCGCACCAUCCCGCCCCAAGUCAAUCCCACGGGCGACGCCUUCGACCCGGAAGAGGAUGAGCCUGUGCUCGAACUCGCGUGGCCCCAUCUUCAGAUCGUCUACGAGUUCUUCUUGAGAUUCAUAGAAUCGCCUGAUUUCACCACCAACAUUGCCAAAAAGUACAUUGAUCAGCACUUUAUUCUGCAGCUUCUAGAGUUAUUCGAUAGCGAGGACCCCCGCGAGCGUGAUUUUUUGAAAACAACACUUCACCGAAUCUACGGCAAGUUCUUGAAUCUACGAGCCUUCAUCCGACGAUCCAUCAACAACGUCUUCUUCCACUUUGUAUACGAGAUCGAGAGACACAACGGCAUUGCUGAGCUGCUGGAGAUCCUGGGCAGCAUCAUCAAUGGAUUCGCCCUGCCACUAAAGGAAGAGCACAAGGUGUUCCUGACCCGGGUUUUGAUCCCUCUACACAAGGCAAAAUCGCUGACAUUGUACCAUCCCCAGCUGGCGUAUUGUGUUGUUCAGUUUCUAGAGAAGGAUCCGUCGCUCACGGAGGAGGUUGUUGGCGGUCUGCUUCGCUAUUGGCCAAAAGUCAACAGCCCCAAAGAAGUCAUGUUCCUGAACGAAAUGGAGGAGAUUCUGGAUGUUAUGGAGCCUCAGGAGUUUGUCAAGAUCCAGACGCCUCUGUUUACACAGAUUGCUCGAUGUGUCGCCAGUCCCCACUUCCAGGUUGCUGAGCGCGCACUCUACUACUGGAACAACGACUACAUCAUCAACCUCAUUGGCGACAAUGCCAGCGUCAUUCUCCCCAUCAUGUUCUCCUCCCUGUACAAGAACUCGAAAACCCACUGGAACAGAACGAUCCACGGGCUCGUUUACAAUGCCCUGAAGCUCUUCAUGGAGAUUAGCCCAAAGCUUUUUGACGAGUGCACCAACAAGUACAAGCAAAACCGACAGCUGGAGCGAAAAAAGCAAAAGGAUCGCGAGGAUGCUUGGAUCAAGAUCGAGAACAUGGCCACGGCAAACGCUGCCAAGCUGCCCUCGGAGCUCGCCACCCGAUCCAUCAACAACCUGCUCCAUCACCACCAGCCCAUCCUGCCCCUGGCUUCGGAGUCGCCGAGCCAAGGUCCCGACGUUAUCAGCGGAGGUGCGGAGGACGAGAACGGGGAGGACGACUUGACCAAAGAAAUGGCGCAAUUUGACGAGAGGCCGACGCCCCAGCGAUUCCGAAGGAAGUCGGUCCUCCCAGUGGACGAGACCGUGCUCAGCGAGCUGAGCCGCCACAAAUCGCUGGAGGACUUAAUAGACGGCAAGGUCAAGGCCGGCGCAACGGCCCGAUUAGCCGACAAAGAAACCGAGUGAGGCCGGGAUGGCUUGCUCGCAAUCGAGCGUUAGCCGCCGCAACCCGCCUCGCCUCGCCUCGCCUCGCUUCGACCUAGCCCCAUUCCACCCCCCCCCGUUUCUCUCUCUUUCCACCCCACCACCCGCCUACACUUCUUCGGCUUUGAGUUUAUGGUUGCGCUAUCAUUUUCUUCUCCUUUCUUGCUUGUUGACAGUCUGUGCAAAAUGAAGCGGGACACCCUGGAUAUUCUGAGGAUGGCUGCCCUAUAUUUGUUUCUCUCUCUCUGGUUCUGGAAUACAACAUGCUCACAAAA